AUGUGUUCCUUGAUAAAUCUGUUAAUCUCGUCCCUAUUGUUUUCAACAACAACACUGCUUCUUCUCUCUGCUUCGGAUUGGCCAGGCAAUAUUGUUGGGCAUGGCAAACAUUUUCUGUGCAAUGACAAAAUUGUUCAAUUAAAUGGCAACAUGUUUAUAGCUAAUAAAGAGGUGGACUUGGAUAGAUAUAGAGGAGGUAAUGAGGCUUGUGAUGUUGAGAUUGCUGAGAAUGGAGAUAUGUGA
Meloidogyne enterolobii is the source of this 243-nucleotide messenger RNA. The record is from the annotation of a GenBank genome assembly. Lineage: Eukaryota; Metazoa; Nematoda; Chromadorea; Rhabditida; Meloidogynidae.